UGAAAAAACUAGUGCGUUUGUGGAUCAAUUAGGAAUCGAAGCAGUAGACAAAUUGAUUAGUAUAAAUAGUGAAUCAAUUAACUUUUAAGCAGCAACACAACGAUGUCGAAUCCAAAAGGGCAAGCCCUCCCCAAACCGCCGGCAACCCGGCGGCGGAUGUCCCGCCACGGCUCGGUGCUCAUCGAAACCGAACCCCGGCAGAUUCCGUGGGACCUGGUGGAUCGGCUGCUGGUGCCGCUGAUUGGUUGCCACGCCGCCGCCAUCGUCGUGUCCGGCGUGUUCAACGUGCUCGGAAUCUGCCAGAUGUCCGCCUUUGCGCUGUUUGUGUUCUUCUCGAUUCUGACGGUCAGCGCGGCCAUCGGGUUCCACAGUCUUAAGGUUUCCGCGCUGGGCAAGGGCGUCCUCAUCACCGGCUGCGAGUCGGCCCUGGCCCGUGCCCUGGCCAAGCGGCUCGACGAUCUCGGCUUCAAGGUGUUUGCCGGGUUCAAGAAGCUGGAGGAUAACGACGAAGCUGGUAUGCUGAAGGCGCUGUGCUCGGGCCGGCUGAAGGUCCUUCAGCUGGACGUGACCUCGGAGGUGCAGAUGCUGGAAGCCUCGCUGUACAUCACCGAAAAUCUGCCUGAGGAAGCCGACGGUCUGUGGGCGGUUGUCCACUGCGACAUGUGGUGUGCCCUUGGCGAGCUGGAGUGGAUUCCGUUCCCGGUGAUGCGAAAAUCCUUCGACAUUAACGUUCUUGGUGCCUCCCGUCUGACCCAGAUCAUGCUGCCGUUGAUCCGCCGUGCCAACGGUCGGGUGGUGUUCCUGUCGUCGGCCAUUGCGCACAUUCCGGCACCGGUUCGGGGCAUUCAGUGUGCUACGCAGGCCGCCGUCGAGGGACUAGCCCAGUGUUUGCGUCACGAGUUGAAGCAGCGCACGGUGGACGUUUCGAUUGUGUGUGCCAGCGAGUUCGCUUCCGGAAGUAUGUGGCUGGACGACAAGGCGAUGCUGGAACAGGCCAAGGUCAUGUGGGACUCGUUGAGCGAUGAGCAAAAGUCGGUGUACGGGGAGGAUUACUUCGAGCAGGCCAUCCGUUCGCUGGAGAAGUACACCAAUACUGACGGCGACUUCCACUCGACCGUGCGCGCCCUCACCGAUGCCAUCAUCCGCUCGUUCCCGCUGUUCCGUUACACGCCGCUGUCCCGUUACGAGAAGCUCCAGACCAUCGUCGCCGAACAUCUGCCCAGACCCGUCUACGAGCUGUUCUACUCCAACUAACUUCAACUUUUCUGAAAAAGUUAGAACCAAUCGAAUGAUUUUGAAAUUUUGUAAUUUUAAAAAGCUACAAAUAACACCAAAUGUAACGAACGUAACGCAGCGUAACGCUCGCUUGACGAAGCUUUCUUUAGCUCUAAUUUAACAACUGUUUAGCUUUCUGUUUAGUUAGUUGCGAAUGAUGCCAGUAGAGUGCGCUUUUUACUCAAAUGGUAGCCCUUAAAUGGUAGAAAAUAGUUUUUCAGGGGGAAAAUAUUUAGUAUUGGAGUUUCCAUAGUAUUACUUUGUGUUGCGUUAGUCCCGCGUUUAUUAACUGUCAAAUCAGUGUUUAGAAUGUGAAGAAAUCUGUAGUAAUUGUAUUAUUUUGAUGUUUAGAAUCAAUCAAAUUAAAUGUAAACAAAUGAAUCGUGCACCCAAAAUUACGACUAGCAGCACCAGUGCUGUCAUCUAUUAAAACCAACGUGCACUUCAAACAAGUAACGUCCAGUAACUCCCGACAUCGAUCCGGUGCGGAGUUCGCACUCUCACAUCAACGCGUCGGUGUAGUUGUAACGCAGUGCAGGUUUGUUGAUACCGCUACGGUGAUGACGGUCAGUGUCAGAGAAGCAUACAGAGGAGAGGAAAUAAAUAACAACAGUUGUCUGACGGGUUCGGUGGUGAAGUACCGCUCUCUCCCCUUGGCCGUGAAAAUAUUUUCGAAAAGUGUGUAAUUUUCAAUAAAGAUCGAAUAAAAUUG
This is a messenger RNA of Culex pipiens pallens (northern house mosquito), 1987 nucleotides long. Its product is annotated as D-beta-hydroxybutyrate dehydrogenase, mitochondrial. Bases 103 to 1254 code for a protein of 383 amino acids. The transcript has 8 exons. NCBI's taxonomy places the organism in Eukaryota, Metazoa, Arthropoda, Insecta, Diptera, Culicidae. The record is from RefSeq and is a predicted model, not a curated record.